Molecule: messenger RNA, 747 nt
Organism: Saprolegnia diclina VS20
Lineage: Eukaryota; Oomycota; Saprolegniomycetes; Saprolegniales; Saprolegniaceae
Exons: 4
Coding region: 1-747 (248 amino acids)
Molecular function (GO): zinc ion binding; carbonate dehydratase activity
Source: RefSeq, a predicted model, not a curated record
AUGGGUGCGACCGUCUCAAUUCCGCGUGCGACCCACGCGCCGCGUUCGAGGCACUCGUGCAUAUCGACGUUGACACCCCGCCCCGACCCCGCUGCCCCAACGACUGUUGAGAACCAAGCGAAAUUGCACUUGCACCAGUCGCCGAUUGCACUUCCGCAGCUUGAGCCGAUCCCAAACACUGGUUGCCUCCAGCUACAGUACGGUGCAGGCCAAGCAAGGGUGUCGCACGACGGGCCCAAUAUCUUUAUCGAGUGGUCGGGCGGCGACGCCUCGAGCUUGACGCUGGGUGAUACGACCUACCGCCCAAUUCAAUUCCAUUUUCACACGCCAAGCGAGCACACGAUUUGCAACGUUCAGUUUCCGCUCGAGCUGCACAUCGUCCACGCAGACACAAGCGGCGCGUUGGCCGUUCUCGGCUUUGCGUUUGUCUACGGCGAUCAAGACAAUACAUUUCUGAACCUGAUCUGGGCGCACCUGCCCCACCUCGGGGCGAACCAAGGCGCCAUUGACAUUGGGAUCAUUGACGGCAGCAACCUCGUGCAGCCACAAGAUGCGUUCUACCGCUAUGCAGGGUCCCUCACGACACCGCCGUUUGUCGAGGGGGUCGAGUGGGUCAUGUGCCAGCAGCCUCGUAGUGUGUCCCCGAAGCAAGUCGCUACGUUCUUCAACGCGAUGCAGACAGCCAACUCGAGGCCACUGCAACCACUCAACGACCGCACGGUCGUGCUCUACGGCCCCACAACGUAG